UUAGAUAUUAGGUUCGAUAGGAGUGUGUGGUGCUAGUGGGUAGGGAUGGUUCCGUUACUUCGCAGGAGAAAAUCUGUGAUUUUAAACGCUUUAAAAUCGAAAAUUGACGCUUCCUCUUAUUAAUUUUGAACAUAUUACGGCUAUUUAACACGAAUUAAACAUGAAAUUGAUAAUGACAAGUGUUUAUUUAACUGUUUUACUCUUUACAUUAUUUGGCCUUCAAAAUUGGAAAGCCGAAGCAGAAGGCAUAGCAGCAGCUUCUAAAGGAAAUAAUGUUUUCUCUGAUACUUCUGAUAAUAUGACCGACUCAAAUAAUACUGAAAUUUCUAACAGCACAACCGUAGUCACGACUCCUUUUCCGAAAGUAACAACUCCUUCCGAUCCCAUACUUCCAGAGAAAGGGGCUGCCGAGAAAGAGCAUCAUUCUAGCAUGACUAUUUUCUUUGUAUUAAGUGUCUUAGCUUUGUGUAUUUUAUUAAUUCAUCUCUUAAUUCAGACAAGUUUCCAAUAUUUACCAGAAAGUGUUGCUGUUGUUUUCUUAGGUGCUCUUAUUGGCUUAAUUUUAAAGCUUAUUUCUAGUCAGAAUUUAGGAAAUUGGCAGAAAGAAGAAGCAUUUAAUCCUACAACAUUUUUUCUGGUACUUCUACCUCCAAUUAUUUAUGAAUCAGGAUAUAAUUUGCACAAGGGGAAUUUUUUUCAAAACAUUGGCUCAAUUAUGGUAUUUGCCAUUUUUGGUACGGCCAUUUCGGCACUUAUAGUCGGAGGAGGAGUAUUUGUAUUAGGUUUGGCUGAUGUCGCAUACCAACUGAAUUUUACAGAAAGCUUUGCAUUUGGGUCGCUCAUAUCGGCAGUUGAUCCUGUUGCCACACUUGCCAUUUUUCAUGCCUUAGACAUUGACCCAGUAUUAAAUAUGUUGGUUUUUGGAGAGAGUAUUCUGAAUGAUGCCGUGUCGAUUGUACUGGCAACAACUGUUUUAGAAUCUGCUUCACCAGAAAUGGCUGUGAUGUCAACGGGACAGGCUGUACUUCACGGCAUUGGACGUUUUUUUAUGAUGUUUUUUGCUUCAGCAGGAAUUGGAGUGGCAUUUGCACUUAUUGCUGCAUUGUUAUUAAAAUAUGUAGAUUUGCGAAAAAAUCCGUCUUUAGAAUUUGGAAUGAUGCUAAUAUUUUCUUAUGCGCCAUACGGUCUGGCAGAAGGUUUGCAUCUGUCAGGUAUCAUGGCAAUUUUAUUUAAUGGUGUAGUCAUGUCCCACUAUACGCACUUCAAUCUGUCUCCUGUUUCUCAGAUAACUAUGCAGCAGACUCUCCGAACGCUCGCGUUCAUAGCAGAAACAAGUGUUUUUGCAUACCUUGGAUUAGCAAUAUUUAGUUUUAGAUUAAUAAUAAAGCCAUCUCUAAUUAUUUGGAGUGUGAUUUUGUGUCUAGUUGGAAGGGCAUUGAACAUAUUUCCUUUGGCUUUCCUGGUCAACCACUUUCGUGAGCAUAAAAUCACCAGAAAAAUGAUGUUCAUCAUGUGGUUCAGUGGUUUAAGAGGUGCCGUAUCUUAUGCACUUGCGCUGCAUCUAGAAUUCGAAGACGAGAAGCGUCAUGUUCUAGUGACGACGACGCUCAUUAUUGUACUUUUUACAAUAUUAAUUCUGGGAGGUUCUACUAUGCCUCUUAUGAAGUUUCUAAAAGCUGAUAAGAGAAGCAGCAGUAGGAGGAGGAGGAGGAAAGGAAGAGGAGAAAUUUCACUGAGUAAAACUAAAGAAAUGGGUCAAACCAUCGAUGCCGAGCACUUGUCCGAGCUGACGGAGGAAGAAUACGAAGUCAAUUUUAUGAAUUCUAACUUAACCGGUUUCGUGCGCUUAGAUGUAAAAUAUUUAAUCCCAUUUUUUACCAGAAGAUUCACACAACAGGAGGUGAAGGACUGCAAAACACAGAUGACAGACCUGACCAACCAGUGGUACCAAGCCAUAAGAGGACCCUCGGAAACGGAAGAGGAAACGGACGGAGGAGAAAUGUAAGCACUAAAAAAACCUACUUAGACGAACGGAUAACCGAAUCAACGCCGACAGCGCCAGAAGGACCACGUAGCGGUUGAUGUGCGAACUAACUAACCAUCUAUACGCGUUACGCCCCGUAACGACCGUCGAUUCGUCGGUUACGAGUCGAAUUUUUGUAAGAUUUCGAGCCACGUUUGGCCUCCUGCCAUACGGUUUAAAUAUAAUUUGUUAUUUUGACACUUUCAUUAGUGUAAGUGCUGUAAAUUAUCAAAGAAGGAAAAAAAUCUCUGUGAGAUCGUUUUCAUAUUUAUUGCGUCGAUGAUGAUCGAAAUUUGAAAGACGGCAUCUCUCAUCCGGCGACGUUGAUUGUAAUCGGGUGAUUGACUGUUUAUUAAUUAAUAAAGUUAAGCAUGUUUUCCUUUCAA
Molecule: messenger RNA, 2409 nt
Organism: Centruroides sculpturatus (bark scorpion)
Lineage: Eukaryota; Metazoa; Arthropoda; Arachnida; Scorpiones; Buthidae
Gene: Nhe1
Product: sodium/hydrogen exchanger 8-like
Exons: 17
Coding region: 161-2005 (614 amino acids)
Biological process (GO): regulation of pH; proton transmembrane transport; sodium ion transport
Cellular component (GO): membrane; Golgi apparatus
Molecular function (GO): sodium:proton antiporter activity
Source: RefSeq, a predicted model, not a curated record